Molecule: messenger RNA, 679 nt
Organism: Anastrepha obliqua
Lineage: Eukaryota; Metazoa; Arthropoda; Insecta; Diptera; Tephritidae
Product: nuclear pore complex protein Nup160 homolog
Exons: 4
Coding region: 302-679 (125 amino acids)
Source: RefSeq, a predicted model, not a curated record
AUAAAGCAGCUGCUCAGUGAAGUAUUAGCAGGUGAAAACACGAAAACUGUCCGUCGAAUAACUACAGUAUUUGAAAAUUAAAACAUCAUACAAAGCAUCAUUUGCUGAUUAUCGAAAAGACGUACAAAGAUUUAUGAAUGCGGGUCCACAAGAAUUGGCAAUAAUUUUAUCUGGUAGUGGUUUAUAUACUGCUGCAUUGAAGCUGCUCACUGGCUUCGGAUUAUCACCUCUUCCCAUAUGGGUACGCCACAUUACCAAGGAAAGCGCCCAUGAAGCGUGAGCGUGGUCAAAAGAAAAUGAAAUGGCUGUUUUGCCUCAUCGCAAUAAAGCAACCAAUAUGGCCCGGUCACUGUUACAAAAACUCAUUUAUGAUUAUGAGUUAGAAAAUUCUACUAGCGUACGUAAAUAUAUAGCAAACAAGCUGCUAAGUCUCAACGCUUUUAUACCGCAAUGGCUAUAUAAUGACUACAAGUUGGCGAAUUGUCCAGAGCUAUUUUAUUUGUUCGUCAAACAUAAUCCCUUAAUUGAAGCUGCCGAUUUACUACAUGCACUGUUGGAAGCUAGAAGCGAAUACUCAGUUUCAGAUAUCGAGUAUAAGCAGGAGCUCACAGAUUUAGAGGACGUCAUACAGACCUAUAUCGAUACCACCCAGCGCACAGCAAAUAAAAUAUCCAAAUAA